Molecule: messenger RNA, 3710 nt
Organism: Vespula vulgaris
Lineage: Eukaryota; Metazoa; Arthropoda; Insecta; Hymenoptera; Vespidae
Exons: 5
Coding region: 728-2230 (500 amino acids)
Source: RefSeq, a predicted model, not a curated record
CCAAAUGUUGACUGAAGAGCAACGCAAGUUCUAACGCGGUACACGAGCACGAUGGCAUGCAUGUGACGAACGAUGGAAGUAAUCUACUACAAUUAUAUAACUCGCGUUGGUCUCUCUUCUUCUCUUUCUCUCGUUUCAUUCCUACGGAUGUUACUCUACCCCGAAGAGCAUCGAAUAAGAUCAAUGUAAUCAACUCAAAAGAUUAAUAUACCUAUAUAUGCUAACAUAUCUCAAAAAUCUGUUAGCAUCGAUAUUAUGAUAUUAUGUAUUGCUUAUGAGCAAUGAGAUCGAGGAUCAGUCACUGUAAAUCCUAUUCGCAUUUGCCCUCAUUUAUAUCGUUUAUGGAGGUUAAGCAAAUCACUAAGUCCGCAUCUCUCAUCGAUGGAAGAUCAAAAGUAAGUGAAUUCACUACACCGCCGGAGUGGAAGUAGGUCCCUCGCGGUGAUGUAAAAGUAAAGAGGGGAGUGUGGCAAGCAAAGUAGGGGGUCCUCGAAGUGAAUGCCUUUCUCAUAAUCCGCGGACCUUCUUAGUCUUCCUGGUCUCUUUCCAACCGAUGGACGGAUACCUCACGCGUACCACAUUACUUACGGUUAAAAUAGCGAAAGGUGUGAGGAUCAAGUCAAGAAAUAUUACGAUAAUAGCUUAAACGGUGUUGAUCUACGGGCUAGUCACGCUUCGUUGAUCCAUCGAGAAAAGACGGUCGCGUGACGCUGCUCGAGCAAUAAUCAUGAAAGAGAUAAUUAUUUUCGUUAUCCUUGGGAUUGGAAUUGCUCAAACGCAGUUGAACUACGAAGGAAAUCCGUUGACGGAAAAUACGGAGUACACAGCCGAGGAGUCACAAAUUUCAUCAAAGGUCGUUAAAUCAUUAACGAAUGGACCACAAAAAUUGUAUCCGAUCUUUCACGAGAGCAAAGAUGCUGCUUCAAAGGAUACAAUGCCCCAAGAAGACGAGUCCAAUAAACAAGUUUCGCAAACUAAUUUCAAUCACGCUGAAAUAUCAUCGUCAAUUAAUGUUGCGUCAGCUCGAGAACUUUCAGACAAUGUUUACAGCAAAAUACAGAAAUCUCAAAUACUUGAACCUGUAACGAACACAAUCAAGACACCUGCGGAAAUAGCAUUGAAUACAUUCCUAAAUUCAAAAACACCUGAGGAAUCUCAAUUGUCCUUGGAUUUUUUUUUGAAAAACAGCCAAUCCCAAAAUAAUCAAUGGCCAACGUCAAAUAUAAUUAUUCCUCAAAAUCAACAAGAACAGAUGCAAAUUAUAUCGCAAAAUGAUCAACAAAUACAACAGCAAUUGGUACGAACGACACCGAAAGUAAUAGAACAAGUUUCAUCGUAUCCACAAAUAAAUCAACAGCAGCAACAAUUAGUGGUACCUCCUGUGCAGAAACAAGUGCUUUUCCAGCCUCAACAUGUGUUACAAAUGCCUGGACCAGUUUAUGGUUAUGCGGCACAGUAUACAACCAAUUCUCAAAUAUUGCAACCUUCUCAGAAUGCUCAAACGAAUCCAGUGAUACCAAAUCAAACGAUAUUGAAACAAUCACCUGUUUCUGUGGAUUCUCUUGAAGCAAUUCAGUCAAGGAGCGAUGUUGUUACUCCCAUAAUAUGGCGUCAACGUAACAGAUGGAUUCGAGGCCAACCAUAUCCCGUUCCUCAGCCUAAAAUCGGUGGUGUCUUAUCAAAAGGUCCCGUCAUAGCACCGUUCCCACGUAAAGGUCCGUUUGAAUUGAUCUACACGAAACCACCUGGUUAUCAUCGUUUCCCACUUCAUGGACCUUCUUACGAAGACGCUAAUGUUUGGUUCCCUGAUGUGAAUGGUCCACCUCCAUCCGGCGACGUAUAUUACUCCCAAUUAUACGCUCAAUCUUACGAUCCCCAUUACUACAAUUACAUUGCCAAGACUGGCAAGAUUAAGCCCCAUCUUUAUGGCAAAUUGGGCAAAUACCCUGAACACGAAGACGGAGGAAUUUGGGCGGAGCUCUAUCGAGGUUUCACGAAGCAUGGUUUAAAAAAUAUCAUGACACCAGGAUUCCUCUUGGGUAUGACACUCCCAAUGAUCACUGUGAUGCUUAUGGCACUUGUACAAAAGCGAUCAUUUGGACGGUACGAUUCAAGAAAUCUUCAGGAUGUAGAUAAUCUUCAAGAAUACCUUGAACGUCUACAACGAGCCAUGGAAUGCUACGAAAGAAAGAGAAGGAAAACUGGAGAAGUUACAACAGAUGAGUGUUGAAACGCCGCUACUCGAGUAAAUAGCCGUUCAUUGACCGAGACCCAGUGACAGUCUGUCUCAUAAACUCUUCCCUCUUCCCUUUCUUUUUUUCGUACUGCCCAAAAUCAUCAUUUAAUCUAUAUUCACUUCGUAUCGGAAUAUUACGUAAAACAAUUCAUGUUGUACUAUAUACGAACUCGUGUCAGGGAUAAUUAUAAGUUGAUAGAAUAGUAUUCCAGUAUGAGUCGGUAAAAUAAUCAAAUUGGUGCAAUCAGUGCAAUAAUCAAAAAUUAUGAUGCAAUAUUUGAUUUUUCUUUGAAACAAAUCUUAUUGUAGACCUACGUGAUAUAUAUGGACAUUGUAUAUAUGUAUUUUAAUGUAUUUAAUUUCUAAUUACUUAUGAUCAAAUUUGCUUAUCAGUUUAUAGAAUAAAAUAACUUUCGGAAAAUAAAAUUUCAUUAGAUUUUGAUAAGAUGAUGCUUCAGUUAAUCCUAUCUUUAACUCUCUUAUUUUUUUUCGAUUAAUCUUCCUUUUCUUUUAAUCUUACGAGUUAUCACCCAAUUUAUGCUAUUACUAAUGCUCGGCUUAAUGUAAUUGACCUUGUUCUUACUAUCGGACCAAUCUCGAAUACUUUCACAAACGUACAUAUAUGCGCUAUUAAAACUAUAAUGUAGCAACAUUUCCAAAAGCUUUUCUUGAAAAGUAAAAUAAAAAUUAAAAACGACGGUAGAUCAGAAAUUAUCAAAAGUAUUGGAUAAUAAGUUACUUUAAUACUUUUUUUUUGUCAACAUGCGAAUCUGCAAAUAAAUACAUAUGUAUAUAUACACACACACACAUCAUAAUCUAUGCAAUUUAUAUACAUAUACAUACAUACAUGUAUAUGUAAAUACAUCAAACUGUUUCAUGAUAUAAAAAUCUAGACUAAUAUUCAAAGCGUAUUUAAGAUAGAUAUAAUAUUUAAAUGUAGGUUAAAUACUAUCUCUACCAAGACAAGUUUACGUUUGACUAAUAAUUUCAAGAAAGUAAUCACAUAUCCUUCUAUAUAAAAAAAAUUCAUCGACAGAUUCAUUGUUACGGAUAAUACGUUACUUGUAUAUGCGUCAGUAGUUAUAAUUUAAUUUCAUGCCCAUGUACAAGUGGUACCAGCUUGAAUAAUCUCUCCGCAUAUCUACCAUAAUAGAAUUAUUUAAUCGAACAAUUGACGGCUCGACUUUACAGGUCAUGAGAUCCAGGCAUCGUAUAUUGUGCCAGACAAACCAGAACGAUUAUUAAUUUCGAGCUAUUCUUUAUUUGAGCAUGAUAAAGAAAAUAAUAUAUCGAUAACGAUAAUAAAACAAUAAUAAUAGCUGAAUGAAUAACCAUUAAUCAGUAAUUGUCUUCAUUCUGAAAAAUUAAAUGUUAUUCUUAUAUAAUAAAUACAAAAGAAAUCCUUUAAAUAUGUAUCUCCAUUCGCGAAUAUUUUCGUAAAUACUAUUCAAUAUUGUGUAGUUAUGUAGUAUAG